AUGGCAUGGUGGCUCCUGGGGAUGUCUCUUCUCUUCUCGGUGCGGCAAGCCGCACCGCUGGCACCCGACAAGCUCAUCGUUACCUUGGAGGAGUCCAUAGACCCCUUUGAGGCCGACGAGUUGCACUGCUUAUCCCGUACCACCUCACUGCAGCUUACCGCUCAGGAUCUCUACAUCGCACCGCCACUGUUUGGCGAGUUCACGUCGCUCAAGAGUCUCUUCCUACACUCAUGCCGCAUUGACCUUGGUGCCCUGCUCCCCGUCUGCCCAUGCCUAAGCAUUCUCAAGAUCAGCGACUACUGGGGGAGCGACGCCAUCACCAUUCACUCUUCUUCGCUUGAGGAGCUCAGCAUGGACAUCACUAGUUGUGACGCCUAUGAUGAUGGUUGUAUCGACAUUGUGUGCCCAGUGCUUAAGAAGGUCGAAGUGGAGGCUGGCCGUGCCAACAUGCUCAGAGUGUCGUUCUUGGCACCAGUAGUGGAGGAACUUUGCUGGUUGCUCAAGUACGAUUCCCUCCACCCCUACUCUGAUUUUCUCAUGGUUACUGGUGAAUGGUGCCUUGGUGGCAUUGGAGUGCGGUUUGGAGGGAAGCAGCUACCUCACAUCAACAUCCUACGCCUUGAUAUCCAUUGCACCUGUAUUUUACCAGCUAUACAAAAGCUUAAGCUGGUCAUGGUUUGUCAAAGUGAGGAAGCUUCUUGCCCGUAUGAACAAUCUGAGAGUUGGAGAAGUGACAACAUCUUGCUGACAGAUCUGGAGGUGGUGGAGAUUAUAGGCUUUUGCUGGAGAAGACCAUGA
Molecule: messenger RNA, 798 nt
Organism: Miscanthus lutarioriparius
Lineage: Eukaryota; Viridiplantae; Streptophyta; Magnoliopsida; Poales; Poaceae
Source: the annotation of a GenBank genome assembly